GAUGUAAACGUGCUUAGCGAGGGCUUAGGUUCUGUUCGAAGUUUCAUCGGCGUCUACAGGGUAUGACGUCAGCUGGAAAUACUAUGGAGCACCCAGCCACCCUACAGAGGAAACUCAUUUCGGCCACUUGUAUCCGGGAUCUCAUCCUUUUGAUCGAGACCAUAGGUGAGAGGAACCCGGUUGAUGCCUUCUCCAAAUCCACAAAACACCUGUGGACUGGUUGGGCAAACUCCCAGUAACCCUCCAGUAUCCUGAAGAGAGUAUAGAGCUGGUCCAGUGUUCCACGUCCAGGACCUGCAUUGUUCCUCCUGAAGCUGAGGUUCGACUAUCGGAUGUAUUUUCCGCUCCAGUACCCUGACUUUCCCAGGGAGGCUGAGGAGUGUGAUUUCCCCCUAUAGUUGGAGCACACCUUCUGGUCCCCCUUCUUAAAAAGAGCAACCACCACCCCGGUCUGCCAGUCCAGAGGGACUAUUCCCCGCGUCCAUGCGACACUGCAGAGGCGUGCCAGCCAAGACAACCCCACAGCAUUCAGAGACCUGAGGUACUCCGGGCCACCGAGGAGCUUCUCAACAACUUCAGUGACCUCAGCCAGGGUGACGGUCGAGUACCCCCCCAUCACACCCUCCAGGUGUCGCAAGCAUCACCAACGUGAGCACUGAAGUCAGCAGGACGAGUACUUUCCAGCACCCCUCCCAAGGACUAUACAAAUGGCACAAAUGACAGUGAGAGUCCUCCCCUCAACCCGUUGCAGGGAGGUGACCCUCUCGUCCAACGGGGUAAACUCCAACACAUGGCAGCUAAGCUGGGUGACUAUGAGCAAGCUGCUGGCAACACCAGAGUAGUGAAGAGUCCAGCCCCUUUCGAGGAGAUUGGUUCCAGAGCCCAAGCUGCGCGUGGAGGGGUUGGGUUGCCGAGGUCCCCGCCUUCGACUGCCGUCCAAACCACAAGUUACUGGCCCCUUCCGGUCCCUCCUGCAGGUGGUGGGCCCACACAAGACACGGCCACCAGGCGCUCACAUACCGGCCCCAGCCCCAGGCCUAGCUCCAUGAUCUGCCAUGAAGGAUGAUGAAGACACAUUCAAGAUCCUCAUUGCUACUGACAUUCACCUUGGAUACUUAGAGAAGGAUGCCAUAAGAGGAAAUGACACGUUCAUAACCUUUGACGAGAUCAUGAAACAAGCUGUGCAAAAUGAGGUUGACUUUGUUUUGCUGGGUGGGGAUCUGUUCCAUGACAAUAAACCAUCCCGCAAAACUAUGCACUGCUGCAUGGAGGUGAUGAGAAAGUACUGCAUGGGUGAUCGGCCAAUCAUCUUUGAAAUCCUUAGUGAUCAGGCUGUCAAUUUCUGUCACAGCAAAUUUCCGUGGGUAAACUACUUGGACAGUAAUCUCAACAUCUCCAUCCCUGUCUUCAGUGUGCAUGGUAACCAUGAUGACCCAACAGGGGCUGAUGGCCUAUGUGCUAUAGACCUGUUGAGUUGCGCUGGCCUGAUUAAUCAUUUUGGCCGAAGUCGUUCAGUAGAGAAACUUGAGAUCAGUCCAGUUCUUCUGCAGAAAGGAAACACCAGGAUUGCACUUUACGGAAUUGGUUCAAUUCCAGAUGAGAGACUCUACCGGAUGUUCAUCAAUAACCAGGUGACCAUGCUUCGGCCCAAGGAGAAUGAAGAUGGCUGGUUCAACUUAUUUGUCAUCCAUCAAAACAGGAGUAAGCAUGGAGCAACAAACUACAUCCCUGAACAGUUUUUGGAUGAUUUCCUAGAUUUGGUGGUGUGGGGUCAUGAGCAUGAGUGUAAAAUUGCUCCAGUCCGUAAUGAACAGCAUCUCUUCUAUGUCACUCAGCCCGGCAGCUCCGUCAUCACCUCACUGUCACCAGGAGAAGCUGUCAAAAAGCACAUUGGGUUAUUGAGAGUGAAAGGUAAAAAAAUGAAUCUUCAGAAAAUUCCUCUACAAACUGUCAGGCAGUUCUUCAUUCAGGAUGUGACACUCUCAGAGCACCCAGACCUUUUCAGCCCAGAGCAACCCAACGUCAUGCUUAAAGUUAUGGAUUUCUGUCAGGAUAAGGUUGAAGAGAUGAUUGAAGAGGCAGAGAGACAGAGACUUGGAAAUUCUGCAACUCCUGAGAAACCUCUCAUCCGGCUAAGAGUAGAUUAUAGUGGAGGUUUUGAAGUUUUUAACACUAUGCGCUUUAGUCAGAAGUUUGUAGAUCAAGUGGCAAAUCCCAAAGACAUCCUGCAUUUUAUCAGACACAGAGAAGCCAAAGACAACAUUAAAGAAGAAGGUAUGGACUUUGAAGCAAUACUCUCUCGUCCCACCUCUGAGGUCUUGCAACUGAGAGUGGAAGAUCUUGUAAAGGAAUACUUUCAGAAAGCUGAAAAGAAUGUGCAGUUGUCUCUGUUGACGGAGCAAGGCAUGGGAAAGGCAGUGCAGGAGUUUGUGGAUAAGGAGGAGAAAGAUGCUAUUGAAGAACUCAUAAAAUACCAGUUGGAGAAAACCCAACGCUACCUCAGAGAACGACGGGUGGAAGCCACAGAGGAGAAGAUUGACGAGGAGAUUCGACAGUUUCGAGAAUCAAAGAGAAACACAGCAGAAGAGGAUGAGGAAGUGCAUGAGGCUAUAAUUCGUGCAAAAGCUCAAAGGGACCGCAGUGAGUCUGUUAGAGAUGAACUCAACCUAUCAGCUGAAUCAGCUGACAUUGCUGUGGAGUCAGAUGAAGAGUCCACUUCUGCUCCUACAAUCCGUGGGAGGGGGCGUGGUUCCCGAGGUACAAGCAGAAGAGGAAGAGGAAGAGGUACUGCCUCAAAGUUAGGGCGGAGUGGACAUGGACAGAAAGGAUCUUUCUCAAGUGCUCUGACAAGCAAGUCAAUAAUGGAUGCAUUCCAGGGUUCAACUCAGCGGACGUCUCGUGGAAACACACCAAAGACAUAUUCUGAAGAGAUUACCAUAGAUGACAGUGAUUCAGAUGAGAAUGUUGCAUUUUCAAAAUGUUCCAGGCCAAAACAAAAGUUGACUUCGCUAAGUGCCAGUAAGAGGGGCUCCCAAAGCCAAUCUCUUAAAGGAGUAUGCUUUGAUGAUGAAGACGAGGGAGAGUUUGAUCCAUUCAAAGGGUCAAGGCUGCAGCACAGAUAAGGAAAGAAACCCAAUUGCAUGUCUAGUAGUAAAUCAGUUUCUUUUCUCAGUCCUUCCAGGGUUUUUGCAGAGAUUUCAGUAAAGUUGUGUGUUCAAGGUUAAUUUGCCUACAGUUGUUUAAAAACUAUAUUAGAUGUUGAACAUUGUUGCCUUUUAUAAUUGUUUUUUUGCUGUCUCAAAUAUGUAUUUGAGGACAUGUAUGUAAACGUGUUUAUUAAGGCAAAAAUGUGCUGUUGUUUGAUCUAAGCCAAUAAAAACCAUAAACUCUGA
Puntigrus tetrazona (Sumatra barb) is the source of this 3392-nucleotide messenger RNA. It is a transcript of the gene mre11a, whose product is annotated as MRE11 homolog A, double strand break repair nuclease. Gene Ontology annotation, molecular function: manganese ion binding; DNA endonuclease activity; 3'-5'-DNA exonuclease activity. Gene Ontology annotation, cellular component: nucleus; Mre11 complex. NCBI's taxonomy places the organism in Eukaryota, Metazoa, Chordata, Actinopteri, Cypriniformes, Cyprinidae. The transcript is spliced from 22 exons. Gene Ontology annotation, biological process: meiotic DNA double-strand break formation; double-strand break repair via homologous recombination; mitotic G2 DNA damage checkpoint signaling. The record is from RefSeq and is a predicted model, not a curated record. Bases 1056 to 3122 code for a protein of 688 amino acids.